This is a messenger RNA of Sorghum bicolor (sorghum), 909 nucleotides long. RefSeq names its product NADH dehydrogenase [ubiquinone] iron-sulfur protein 4, mitochondrial. Gene Ontology annotation, biological process: electron transport chain. The coding region runs from base 95 to 568 and encodes 157 amino acids. The transcript has 5 exons. The record is from RefSeq and is a predicted model, not a curated record. Lineage: Eukaryota; Viridiplantae; Streptophyta; Magnoliopsida; Poales; Poaceae.
AACCAGGUCGUUCAGCCGCAGAUUAGCAGGCCGCCUGCGCUGACAAGCUCCCCCUUUCCCCUCAGCCUCCUCUCCGGUGUACGGCUCCGACGAGAUGGCCGCCCCGCUCCGGCGGAGCCUCCCCUCCCUUGGCCGCGCGCUUCUCACGCCGGCUCCGGCGCGGAUGCUCUCCGCGGAGGCCUCCGAUGCCCUCGUCGAGAUCAAGCCUGGGGAGAUCGGGAUGGUCUCCGGCAUCCCUGAGGAGCACCUCCGCCGCAAGGUUUUAAUUUAUUCACCAGCUAGGACUGCAUCCCAGCAAGGUUCAGGCAAAGUCGGGAGGUGGAAAAUUAACUUUUUGUCAACCCAAAAGUGGGAGAACCCGUUGAUGGGAUGGACAUCUACUGGGGACCCAUAUGCUAAUGUCGGUGAAGCAGGACUUACAUUCGACAGUGCGGAGUCAGCAAAGGCGUUUGCUGAAAAACAUGGAUGGAAUUAUGUGGUUCGGAAACGCCAUACACCUCUUCUGAAGCCUAAGGCUUACGCUGAGAACUUCAAGUGGAGAGGCCCUCCGAAGGCGGAGCAAGCAUGAGGUCAAGACCUCUAUUCUGUGAGCCUGACAUUGGGUCCACGUUGUUUUCCACCUGAGCUCUAGACCUCUAGUCUGUGAGCCUGACAUUGGGACGACGUUAUUUUCCUCCUGGACAGCCUUUGCUUUCAAUCGUGUCCGUUGUGAAAGUACGAGCUAGAAUAUGCAUCUAUCAAACCUGUAAUAAUCAUGAUCUGCAAUCAAACAAAAUAGUAUCCUUCCAAAACGUUUGUUCGUGGAUGAUGACAUUGUAUUUCAAUCCUGUGUGCUUGCUUGGCUGGUAUCUUACAAGAGACAUCAUGCCAUUUCUGAGUUGAAUGAUGAUGCCUACUUGCUUUUGGCUA